Messenger RNA from Lolium rigidum, 546 nucleotides. RefSeq lists its product as uncharacterized. The record is from RefSeq and is a predicted model, not a curated record. NCBI's taxonomy places the organism in Eukaryota, Viridiplantae, Streptophyta, Magnoliopsida, Poales, Poaceae. Bases 1 to 546 code for a protein of 181 amino acids. The transcript is spliced from 2 exons.
AUGGGCAACCAAGCAGCCGAGAGCCCGGCCAUGAACCAGCAGCAGCUCGGCGGGCAAGAACCGAACCCCUGGGCCGGCAACAAUGCCAACACGCUGCUGGUGGUGGCCACGCUGAUCACCACACUCUCGUACCAGAUCGGCACCAGUCUCCCCGGCGGGUACUGGCAGGAGACCAAGAUGCAGGACGGCAAGGAGCUGUACCGCGCCGGCGACCCCAUCAUGCGCGACCUGCAAUACCCCAGGUACUGGGUGUUCAUGGUGGCGAGCUGGGCGGGGUUCGUGAGCUCGACGUUGAUGACGCUGAGCCUGCUGGUGGGGAUAGCGGUGGAAUCGUGGCAGGUGCGCUGGUCCUUCCUGGUGGCCUACUCCAGCCUCUUCCUCACCUUCGCCGUGACGGGAAACAGGUCCAAGCUCCCCCUCGACAUCCUCCUCUGGGCGGGCAGCCUCGCCUUCUUCUGGGGCGCCAUCUACUUCCGUCCGGAGCACCGCACUUACAUCGUUCGAGUGCUCCGCUUCUUCAAACCUGCAACCACAUCAACUCAUUGA